Oryzias melastigma (Indian medaka) is the source of this 2291-nucleotide messenger RNA. It is a transcript of the gene tmprss3a, whose product is annotated as transmembrane serine protease 3a. Gene Ontology annotation, molecular function: serine-type endopeptidase activity; protein binding. The record is from RefSeq and is a predicted model, not a curated record. The transcript is spliced from 14 exons. Gene Ontology annotation, cellular component: membrane. Gene Ontology annotation, biological process: proteolysis. Bases 238 to 1929 code for a protein of 563 amino acids. NCBI's taxonomy places the organism in Eukaryota, Metazoa, Chordata, Actinopteri, Beloniformes, Adrianichthyidae.
GUUUGGUGUUCAAUGAUCCAUCAGAUCUGGAUCUCCUGGAAGAUCCUGGAGGGAUCUCCAGGCUGAAGCUCAGAUGGACGCCAUGUUUCAUCCUGAAACUGAGACGUUUCUGUGGAAACAGAGAAGAGAGGAUGGAGAUCUGUGAGAGAGGGAGGGGUGACAGCGAUCUGAUGACCCGCAGCCCCCCCUCCCUCACUGAGCGGUUUGAUGCUCCCUGGAGCUCCGUAACCUAAUGCGAUGAGGGAGGUGUGGCGUCACCUGACCCCCCCAGCGAGCGGCGGCACUGCUCAGGUGUCGCUCAGUGGAGACACGGAGGAGGAGGAAGAAACACGCAGGAAGGAGGACGAUGGCAGGAUGACGGAGAACUUUGAGGACGUCGAUGCUGCUCCAGACCUCUCAGAGCCUCCUCCUGAAGAACCGGAGCCUGAAGCCCCCCAGCACCCAGAGAGCUCGCAGAUCGAACUGGUGUCUGUGACGGAGGAGGACCUGCCUGCAGUCGAGACCCCCACCACCCUAAACGUCAGCCCUCUGGACGGUUCUGCUGCCGAUCUACAGGAGGACACAGAUCCACCAGAACCAGAAGAACCGCAACCGGCAGCUGCAUCUGCCCACAGCAUGCCGGUCACCAAGGUGCAGCCCUUCCUCCCUGACACUGAUCUGGAGAAGAGCUGGAGGAGCCGCCUGGUCCCCCAUCGUCUGGAGCUGCUGGUGGCCGCCUCCCUCCUGUUGGCCGUGGCGUUCUUUUUCAGCGUGGGUCUUGGAGUGGGGCUGAGCUGCGUGGGUCGGUUCCGCUGUGGUUCUUCACAGAAGUGCGUCGCCUCCUCGGCCCGCUGUGACGGGGUGGUGGACUGUCCCAACCAGGAGGACGAGCUGGGCUGUGUGCGGCUGAGCGGCAGGAGAUCGGUCCUGCAGGUCCAGAGACGAGGAGAGUGGAGGACUGUCUGUGCAGACAACUGGAACAACUCGCUGGGACUCUCCGCAUGCAAGCAGCUGGGAUACACCAGGUACGUGGAGUCCUUCUUCGUCCCUCAGACCUCCAUCGAGGACGACCUGCAGAGCAGCCUGGUGUCCUUGGACAGGAUGCAGUCUGAUGUCAUCAAGCUUCAGAGCGCCGCCACCUUCAGUAAAAGUCAGUGCAGCUCCGGGAUGGUGACCACGCUCAAGUGUCUGGAGUGCGGCUCCAGGCCUCGGUACCAAACCCGGAUUGUUGGGGGGAACCUGUCGGCGCCAGGUCAGUUCCCCUGGCAGGCCAGUCUCCACUUCAGGGGGGAGCACAUGUGCGGGGGCUCGGUCAUCUCCCCGCUGUGGAUCGUCACGGCGGCCCACUGUGUGUAUGGGUUCAACAACUCCUCCAUGUGGAGGGUCUACGUCGGGCUGACGGAGCAGCAGAUCCACGCCGCCCAGUCUCUGGCUGUGAGGAACAUUGUUUACCACGCCCGGUACCGGACCAAAGGGCUGGACUACGACGUGGCUCUGAUGAGACUGGACCAGCCUCUAACGUUUAACGGCCUGGUGGAGCCCAUCUGCCUCCCCAACCAUGGGGAGGACUUCCAGGAGGACACCAUGUGCUGGAUCUCUGGCUGGGGGGCAACAGAGGAGGACGGAGAAAGCAGCAUCGUUCUGCGCUCUGCAGCGGUCCCGCUCAUCUCCACCAAAACCUGCAACCAACCGGAGGUUUACAAAGGCCUGAUCUCAUCCUGGAUGAUCUGUGCAGGAUACCUGGAGGCGGGGGUGGACUCCUGUCAGGGCGACAGCGGCGGGCCGCUCGCCUGCGAGGAAUCAUCAGUGUGGAAACUGGUGGGGGCGACGAGCUGGGGGAUGGGCUGCGCGGCGAGGAACAAGCCCGGCGUUUACACGCGCAUCACCAUGGCGCUCAGCUGGAUCCGCAGACAGAUGGAGAGAGAAGAGGCUCAGAAGAUGAACAACUGACCCUCUGACCUCUCCACCCCGGCUACAUCCACAGAACCCGCCCCGCACAUCAGAACCUGGGACAGAACCGUGCAGUCCGGGUGGUCGCUACAGAGACUGAUCAGCAGAGUUAGGCAUCGUUUAUUCCAAAAUAGAAAGCUCUAAGGCAAACAGACAAAAAAGGUGAACAUCACUCGAUACAAAGCAACACAGAUCCAAAGUGGAGAGUAGGCGGAGCCUCCACCUGUGGGACAGAAUCACCGCCGUCCCCACGCCGGCCCGCUUUGAGCCAACAGAUCCAACACUUCACCACGAGUCUGCAGGGACGGGAUCUCCUGCAGUCCGAGUCCAGAAAUAAAAGCCGCUCCGGCGUUGUGGGCGUG